Molecule: messenger RNA, 6995 nt
Organism: Chara braunii
Lineage: Eukaryota; Viridiplantae; Streptophyta; Charophyceae; Charales; Characeae
Source: the annotation of a GenBank genome assembly
CUUACCCUGUGGUCCUUAGAGAGUCAGUUAGUAGGUCAGUGUGUCCGGGUAGGUCUACGUGGUAAGGAGUGGGACCCUUGUCGUGCACCAACACCACGAUGGAUGACUAUCCGAUGUAUGGGCUACUUGUUGGGUUCUCCCUCUGGGGGACCCUCUGGCGUCUCCUCUUUCCGCUGGGCUUCUGGCCCACCUUUGCGUGUAGAGUAGGGCCCACUCGUGGUGGUACUUCCACCCAGCCAUACACGAAGGAGGAGGAGGAGAAGAUGACCGCCAUCCUGCAGGAGAGAAAGGAGAAGAAGGAGGCCAAGAAGAAGGCCUUGAAAGAGGAACAGGCGGCCAAAUUGAAGAAGAUGGAAGAAGAGAUGGCCAGGGAGAAAGAGAGGCUGAAAAAGGAAGAAGAAGAGAAGCUGAAGGAGGUGGAUGAAGAAGAGGAAGGUCCGCCACUGCAAAAGAGUAGUGGGCAGCACAGUGGCAGCAAUGGUGGGGACCUGGAGAAAAGGAUAUCCGAAUGGGUUGCCAACCUGUCUGUGGGAGAAGAAGAAGAAGUGGCAAUGUACGUACCCCAGGAUGAUCAGGAAGCCGCUAUGAAAGCUUGGGAAGCAAAAAAAGAUGUCGUGAAGCGGCAGGCGAUGGAAGAUGAAAAGAGGAUGGAAUGGAGAUUGGCAGUGAUGAGGGAGAAGAAAAGGAGAGUGGGCGCGGCGGCGGAGGCGGCAGAAGAAUUAAAGGAAGUAAAAAGGAUAGAGGAGCAACUAGCCGCCCAGAUUGAACUCCCGGCCCAAAUGCGAGUCAUAGCUCGAAAUGUUGCACGCCUGGCACGAAUUCAGGCGGAGCAAUAUGACUUCAGUAGGAGUCAGCAUAUAGCUGUGCGYUCAAUAAAGUUGGGGUUUCGRGAAUUUGCGCGCGAGCUGGUAGGCGCUGUAGGAACCGAKGUGGGCCACCGCCUCGACAAKACCRAGCGGUWCUGUGCUGGCGCCAUUGAGGGCGUCAAGGCGGCAGCCCCCAAGGAGGAGGAAGCACGUCCUCCUCGUCGGGAACCAGUCAAGGUCAAAUUCCCUGAUUCCUAUAGUGGAAAAAGGGAAGAGAACUUUGACAACUGGGAAGCUAACGUUAAGACCUAUGUGCACUUGCAACAGGUCUCCCCGGAUCAGCAGGUUCUGAUUGCGAUCCACGCGCUGAGAGAUGAGGCCGCCAGUUUUGCAAGGUCCCUAGUUCRCGCUGCCAACUGUAGUGAUGAUCCGGUUGCGUACUCCUCAUUCACGUCCCUUACCGAAUUCCUGAAAUUGCUGCGCGAGCGAUUUGCAGACGUCUCUCGCAGUGUUAAGGCCUCAGACAAGCUCCAAACUAUCCAUUCUCGUAAAUGGAAGAGUGCCAGGGCACUCAAGGGUACAAUGGAUGAGUUGGUGGCCGUCCCUGACCACGGGGUCACAGAGGGCCAAUUGGUCAACCUCUUUUACCGGGCUAUGCCCGAAGCCUUUCGAGGGCAGUUCUUCGCGAAGAGCGAAGAUCCUGCCACCACUUACGAUUCCCUUAGCCGUGAAGUGGUGGCUUUUGAAGCGAAGUCCGUGUCCCUGUCUACCUUCUGGCACAAGGACUUGGACAGGGGAAAGCAAUGGAAAGGUCGCACUAUCUCAGGGCAGGUAAAGACUAAGGACAACCUUGUCCUGACUUUAGAUGAAGGUAGUGUGGAUGAGAUCCCCUACGAUCAGAUUGAGUGGGGGCUAGAGGAGGAGGACAGCGGUGUGGGCCAGGGGAGAUCCUACGCUGCUGUCGCGGCUGGAGGGAGGCUGCAAGGAGGAAGAGGCCAGGGCCAAGGGGGCCGAGCCUCAGGGAACCGGUUCCAGGGCGAUCAGGGGGUUGGCGGCAGAGGAGGAAACCGCCAAGCGGGAGGCAGGGGUCAAGGUCCCUCGCAAAACCGUCCUAGGAAUAGGUCUCCCUAUAGAGUAGGAGGAUGGGACCCAGGGCUACCUCAGGAGGGAGUCCAGGCGUAUUUCCGCCUAGAGACAGAUGGGAAAGUGGAAAAGAUUCUCCACUCCCUGACUCUCCUCGUAGAAGACAGCCUCCCCUUUGAUAUAGUGUUGGGAAUGGAUUGGGGAGAGGCAGCCGGGGCAACGCUCCAUCUGAAGGAGCAUGAGUGUAGGCUCCCUAGUUCUGCAGGCGAGGCUAAGACUGCCCACCUGUUCCAUGUGUCAGGAGUAGAGAAUUCCUUGGCGCAUUGCUGCCUUAGUGCCCCCGCAUUCGCCAGAUUGGUGAAGAAGGAGAAACUGGAGGAACAGGUCUUUGUUGCCUAUGUUAGGCCAGUCACCGAGCCUACGGAGGAGAAGCCGAUGGACCUUGCGAUUGCCAGGCUGCUGGAAGAGUUUAAGGAUUUGACUGAGCCACCGACAGGCACGGUGUCGCGGCCUAUUCAGCACCGUAUCGAAAUAGAGCCUGGCCGUAGAACUCCUAAGGGCGCUGUGUAUAGGAUGUCCCCACGGGAGUUAGAGGAGCUUCGCAAGCAGUUAGACGAGCUCCUCGAGAAGGGUUGGAUUAGGCCCAGUUCAAUGCAGUCACGUGCGAAGAUGUUGUGUGAGCUGUCAAACAUGGAGCUGAUGGAUCAGACCAAAAGUGAGCUUGCUCAUGGAGGGAUUCUUCCUGCUGUAGCAGACGUGCUGAGCCGAGGCAAGCCCCCCGAGAGGAUGCAUGCACUUAAAGUCAUCCAUGGUUUCUCCUCGGCAGUGAAGAUUCAGCCGCUUAUUUGGAAGGCUGGUGCUGUACCAGCUGUGCUGAUGUAUUUGCUGUCCCCACGAACACCGAUGCACCUCAAAGAGACUGCUGCAGCCACACUCGCAAACCUCCUGGAGGAUGCGACGGUGGAGUGCCCUGGAAUAUGUGCGAAGCAACAGACGGCGACUCCGCUCUGGAAAGGAGAUAUCAAACAGAGCAGCAGGGGGGGAGGGGUGAAAUUCCAAAAAGAAGACGAGGAAUAUAGUUUCAUGAGGGGUGAGGAUGAAGCAGAAAAUCCACAAAACAGCACAGAGGAGGCUGUCGCAAAGGAUAGAGGUGCCGAUAAGGAGGUGGAAGAAGCAAUGGAUGUUGCCAACUGGCAUAUCGGUGAAGAGAACCUGUACCAGUUGAUGGAUAUGGUUCAGCUCACGGAGGAAAAGGUGAAAGUACAGGUCUUGCGUUUGUUAAAGGGUUUGAUAGACUCUAUGCACAGUACUCUGGUUAUGACAAUUUUGAGGGAGGCUUCUCUACCGAAAACCCUGGUAUCCAUGUUACUUUCAGAUAACGAAGUGGCUGAAGCAGCGGGGGAGUGGAAAAUGACGAAGCUUGCUGCGAUGAAACUUCUGACAAGCAUUGCAUCAGAUGAGACUGGGUCUGCUGAUGUCACCGAAGAGAUAACAAAGGGAUCAACAACAGUUCGAGAACUGGUUUCGCUCAUGAAGGCGGGAAGGGAUGAUGAGCUUGCAGUUGCGUCGGCGGUUCUUCUCUCUAAGCUAAGAUUGAGAGAAAAACCCAUGGCGAUGGCAAUGUUACAAGCUGAUGCCUUGAGUGCAGUCAUAGAGGCAACUCAUGCAGAGGGAAAUGAAGAUCUAAGGGAAUGGGCCGUUCAGGUGCUUUCUGUGAUGAUAGGUGGAGACAAUGUAGAUCUCCAAGUGAGAGUGGCAGCCAUGGGAGUGUUCCCCACACUAGUCUCGAUGCUGCGGACGGGGACACGCGUAGGAAAGAUUGCGGCAGCGACAGUUCUUGGCAACAUGUCGCAAAACACGCUCACGCUGCUGAACACGCCUCGAGCGAGGCCAAGAAGAAAAAGAAAGCCGGCAGCAAGAUUCCCUCUGGCAUUGUUCGAUACAUGGAGAUGGUGCCUUCGAGGAGAAGCGGAUGUUCAAGACAAUCCUGUGAACUGUGACAUUCACUCAGGGUUGUGCAGCGUUGAAACGACGUUGUGUUUGGUUCAAUCCGGUGCAGUGCCUCUGCUUAUUAAUGUGAUUGCAAAGGAUAUGGAAGACGAUGUGGUGGCGAUGGCAGCACUUCGAGCACUUGCAACCCUGGUGAUUGAACUCCCUACAAUCAGGGAGGGUGGACGGCUUCUGGCUCGCACGAAUGGGUGUGUCUCCAUGCUUUUGGGGCUAGUAAUGAGAGGCUCACCUGUGCUAAAGGAGAAGGCUGUGUGGGUGUUGGAGCGGAUGUUCCGGGACAAAGAUUGCGUAAGGGACCAUGGACGGGCAGUUCGAGGACCCUUAGUUGAGUUAGCACAGACGGGAACUGCGCGUGCCAAACGCAUCAGCAACAAGGUCUUGGCCCACUUGGAGCUCAUCAACGACAAUACCUUCUUCUUGGUAGAGAACCAAGCAGCCUCUGUCAUAUUCCCUUCAGGGCAGCUGGAGACAUCUUGAUGUUAAAUAAUUUAAACCACCAUACAAGAACCCUUGUUGACUGGCACUGACCGGAACCGUGCACUGUAAAGUGCAUCAUCUGCAGCGGCCGCAAUAUCUUCGCUCGCUUGCAGCUCAUCCACAACCCAAGGUACCUUCUAGGCAGAAAACCAAGCGGCCUCCAUCAUGUUCCUUUCAGACUUGCGGGCAUGGUUCAACCCAGUCAUUGCGAUGCUGCUGCAAUCAAAGCGCUUGGGUGUCCAUUUACUUUUUGCUUCUUCAUGUCACAUACAGAGGGGUCAGAAAACAGCUCCAGGGAUUGGCCUGCAGCUUCUUACCACCACACUCGACUCGCUGAUCAUCACACGAAGCAGAAGGAGCUGUGUAUCAUAUUGUUUGAACUCUCCCCAGCUUGUCCGUUGGUUCCAUCUGCGUACUCAGCAGAAAAAAACACUUGCUGAUGGAUUGGGCAACAAGGUAAGAGCAUUGCCAGAGUGAUAACCAUGCAUGCCACUGGUUAACUGAAGUGUGCGCCAACCUCUGUUCUGGAAGGCCUUUGGAGAUUUUACUGUCACACCACAUGACAAGUGUCAUAGGCGUUUUUUAACUGCCGUCUUCACCCGAAUAGAACGCCCGGUCAUUAUAGCUGUAUUUGGCGCAACUUUCAGCCCAGGUACGGCGAUAAUUAUCGGGCGUUCUAUUAGGGCGAAGAUGGUAGUCUCCUGCACCUGCCUGUGUUGUCGGGAGGACAUCAAUCCCUCCCUACCUGUGGAGGUGCGGCAGGAAGGAUAUAACCAAUAGCCAACUCAAAACUCACCUGUGGGUGGACCUGCUGAUCCUGAACAGAUGGCAAAUCAGUCCUACCUUUGAAACAGCACAUCCUGCAGGGAAGGCGUUCAAUCGACCGUUGGUCCUGCAGGUAAGGCUAUCACUCUCUGCCUCUGGACCGUUAGAUCCUGUAUACAGGAAAUAUGAUCCUGACCCGGAGCUGGGUACAGCAGGUCCUGGGGGGAAGGCAUUCACUCUCCAACUCGGACCUGCAGCUCUGCAGGAAAGGCUAGCAGUCUCUGUGUCUGGACCUGCAGGGUCCUGAUUAGAGGAGAGUUGAUCUUCACCCUGGAGCUGGGGUCCAGGGCAUUUCCUACUUCAUGGACCAGCAGCAGGGAGAGGAUGACGGAUAUCCACCUCAAUACUAUCCCACGAACCUGCGUGUUCUGAAGGGAGGGCAGAGAAUCCCCACCUGGAUGUGCAACAGCAGGUUGUCCUGUCCUGGACUUGGGGUCCAGGGCAUUCACUACUUCCCGGACCAGCAGCAGGGAGAGGAUGACGGAUAUCGACGUCAAUACUCUCUCCCAUGAACCUGCUGGUUCUGAAGGGAGAGAAUCCCUACCUGGAUGUACAACAGAAGGUUGUCAUCCAUUUGGACACUCAGAUCAACCAUCUAUCGACGGCCGGGAGGCUAACGUCGGCAGGAAGCGACAUACAGGCCCGAAUUCCCAGCCAUGUUUUGUGGGAUCGGCGCCAUGUUGUUGUCAGGACUCAGUAUUGAGUGCUGAGAAGAACGGAAAACGUUUCUGACUUCGAACGUGGUUAUGACGAGGAAUGGAAUCCAUUGCAAUAAUUAAACCAUGACUACCUGAGGACCUGACCUGUCAAUCCAAACAGAUUUUUGCAAGGCCUGGUGCGGAACUGGUUUCUGGCACACUGGAAAUGGAUGGGUACCAUUUCCAAGUCCGCUGCCAUCCGAAACCCCUCACCACCCCUUUACCGGGCAGAUAGAGAUAGGCAGAAGGGUGAUGAUCGCACACGGUGCAACACUAUGAUUCUUGGUUGGAUGACGGGUGUAUUCUAUGCGAUAAAGCCGAAUACGUCUUUCGACAUUGUGAUGUGAACACCCCUUUAUGGGACCUUUUCCGCAGCCCUAUAGUCACUGGCCUGGAAAAUCGGAGAUAGAGGGUGGUGGCUUACAUGGUUAAGUUGUGUCUUGCAAGAGGGCUGUUGUUUUUUUCCCAUGUUACGGCGGCAUUCGACCGAGCCCCGACAAUGGUCAUCUGCUUCUCCUGGACUUUUGUGGGGAGUGAAGUCAGUCACCCGCUUAAAAUUACAAAAAGGGACAGUGUUUUGUAUGCUGCUGGUACCCAGUCAGAUGAAAGAUGAGCUGGUACCCAGUCAGGUGAAACAUGAAUGGGGAUGGUGGAGAUGCAAGUCUGCUGCAGAUAUCUAUUGUUGUUCAGCUUCUGAGAGAAGGGUAUGAGGUUAUGACUCGUGAACAGUCUUUAUCUCCGUGGAAGGGGUCCCACUUUGUGAAAGGUAAAGUAACAUCGCACGAUCGCUUGCUGUUACAUGAUGUCAGAUUCGUGCCCUUGAGGACCCUGAUGGGGCUGUUCGUCGUGCGGUUUUAUGUUCUCGUAAUUGUGGAAUAUGAAGUCCUCUGUUUAUUGCUCGUUCCUUUCUUGUUGCUUUGGUGCCUCUGGGGAUUCACAUUUGUAGUUAUUUGAUUCUUUGUGGCAGGCUAUCUUUCCUUCGGUGUACUUGUUGGUGUACUUGGGGUCUUUGUGUGGUUUUGUGAUUCUCUCAAUUGCAAAAUAUAAUAUAUGAGCUUGAACGGCAGUGUUUGGGGCUCUACCGCAUGCCCAUGCU